GGACAGGUCUCCACAUCUCCAGACAGUCCGACCAAGGCACCGAAGCCGACUUUACGCUUAGGGGAGGGCUGCCCCGCCGGCGCGUGCUUGUCUACUCAAGGCUUUAAGUUACUCUGACAGCCUCGUGUUAAUUGGUGACGUGCUUUAAGGAAUUCUGGAAGAGAUAAAGGCAAACUUGCCGUCGUCCUUCUAUCCGGACGUUGCGCAGUUUUUCAUUUAGCAGAGAGAAAUUUACCAACUUAUCGCGCAUCUGCCCCUCGUUAAAUCCUUAAAAGGGGGAAGCAGCAUUGUAGUUUCCCUUCUCUCAGACGCAGACAGUUAAAGUAAAUAAGUGAAGUUGAGUAACAGCGAUCGGGUAUCUGAGUAUAUGCGCGUUUCGAUCACGUUUAGAGAAAGUCUGAGUGGUCUGGAUCAGCCUGAAAGCAUGGUCCAAUAAUUUGGAAGACGGAGGGAGAAAGCGGGAGAGACAGAAAGUAAGAAACAGACCAGAAUAGAAAAAAAAAAAGAAGAAGAAGCUUUCGGGACACUUCGAAGUGUGUUUGACUCACACAUCCAGGUGUCCCGCCGAGCGGUGCGCGGUCUCCAGCUCGGGCCGGCAGCGCUGACAUGCUGCCCAAAGUCGAGACUGAAUCUUUGGGACUCACUCGAUCGUAUGGGGAACAGGGGCACAUGCCAAGGAACUUGCAAGCCCCCCAGUUAAAAAUGAUGGACUACUCCUAUGACGAAGACCUGGACGAGAUGUGUCCCGUGUGCGGGGACAAGGUUUCCGGGUAUCACUAUGGACUCCUGACCUGCGAAAGCUGCAAGGGCUUCUUCAAGCGCACCGUCCAGAACAACAAGCGCUACACGUGUAUAGAGAACCAGAGCUGCCAGAUUGACAAGACCCAGAGAAAGCGCUGUCCGUACUGCCGCUUCCAAAAGUGCCUCACUGUCGGCAUGAAGCUAGAAGCUGUGCGAGCGGACCGCAUGCGUGGCGGUCGUAACAAGUUUGGCCCAAUGUACAAACGUGACCGUGCCCUGAAGCAGCAAAAGAAGGCGCUGAUCCGAGCAAACGGCCUUAAGAUUGAGGCCAUGAGCCAGGUGAUGCAAGCUGUACCCACUGACCUCACUAUCUCCUCAGCCAUUCAGAACAUCCACUCGGCAGCGUCCAAAGGCCUUCCACUGAGCCACCACGCCGGUCACCACACCAGUCACCACCACCACCACCAUCAUCACCAUCACGCCACAGCAUUGCCUCCUACAGACUACGAUCGUAGCCCUUUUGUUACUUCUCCUGUCAGUAUGGCGAUGCCACCACACGCAGGCAGCCUACAGGGCUACCAGGCGGCCUACGGACACUUCCAGGGCACACGCACCAUCAAGUCUGAGUAUCCAGACCCAUACACCAGCUCUCCAGAGUCCAUCAUGGGCUACGCUUACGUCGAUGCCUACCAGUCAGGCUCUCCAACCAGCUUCCCCCAUCUGAUAGUAGAGCUACUAAAAUGUGAACCCGAUGAACCACAGGUUCAGGCAAAGAUCCUGGCCUAUCUACAGCAGGAGCAGGCCAGCCGAGGCAAGCACGAGAAGCUCAACACAUUUGGGCUGAUGUGCAAGAUGGCUGACCAAACACUCUUCUCUAUUGUGGAGUGGGCCCGCAGCAGCGUUUUCUUUCGUGAACUUAAGGUGGAUGACCAGAUGAAGCUGCUGCAGAACUGCUGGAGUGAACUCCUCAUCCUCGACCAUGUUUUCCGUCAGGUGGUACAUGCAAAGGAGGGCUCAAUCCUGUUGGUCACAGGCCAGCAGGUUGACUAUGCGGUGAUUGCUUCACAGGCGGGUGCGACGCUCAACAAUCUGCUGAGCCAUGCUCAAGAGCUGGUAGCCAAACUACGCUCCCUGCAGCUGGACCAAAGGGAGUUUGUUUGCCUCAAGUUCUUGGUUCUGUUCAGUCUCGACGUGAAGAACUUAGAGAACUUCCACCUGGUGGAAAGCGUUCAGGAGCAGGUCAACGCAGCACUGCUGGACUAUGUGAUGUGCAACUAUCCUCAGCAGACUGACAAGUUUGGCCAACUGCUCCUUCGACUGCCGGAGAUCCGAGCCAUCAGCCUGCAAGCCGAGGAGUAUCUUUAUUACAAACACCUGAAUGGCGACGUGCCCUGCAACAACCUACUCAUUGAAAUGCUGCACGCAAAAAGAGCUUAACAACCGGACAGUCCUGAUUCAUUCGGCAACUUGCAAGGACGUUUGUAAAAACUCAUCGACUCAUGUUCCUUUUUUUUUUUUUUUCCAAACCCAAACCUCCAGCUUGUCUGUGAAGAUAAUAAAUUCGGGAAGCUUAAAGUGUCAGAAACUCUUAUUUAUACUGAGCUUAUUAUGAACUUGAACACUCGGAGACUCACGGUGUGCGUAAAACAAACAGCAUUUAGAUUGCUUUAUUGUAAAAAUUCAAAUAAAGAUAAAAAAAGGACUGCAAGAAGACUGUUCUCUUCAACUGAACUGCAGAAAAAAUAAACAAUUUUGAAGGGCAACAAAGAAAAAAAAAACACUUGAAACAAACUCCAUGUUUGACACUAUAUGAUGAUUUCUGCUCGAGCAGGACCAUAAGACUUUAGGGUUACAAGUUAAAGCCUU
Molecule: messenger RNA, 2607 nt
Organism: Poecilia latipinna (sailfin molly)
Lineage: Eukaryota; Metazoa; Chordata; Actinopteri; Cyprinodontiformes; Poeciliidae
Gene: nr5a2
Product: nuclear receptor subfamily 5, group A, member 2
Exons: 7
Coding region: 607-2178 (523 amino acids)
Biological process (GO): regulation of transcription by RNA polymerase II; tissue development; hormone-mediated signaling pathway
Cellular component (GO): RNA polymerase II transcription regulator complex
Molecular function (GO): zinc ion binding; RNA polymerase II cis-regulatory region sequence-specific DNA binding; nuclear receptor activity
Source: RefSeq, a predicted model, not a curated record